UCGAAGGCAGAAUAGUGUUUAAUUGCUCAUUCCUAUAAGAUAUCUAUGAAUAUCUUCCACGAAAACUUCUAUAAACAAUUACAUUGUCUAAUUUACCUGUUUUAAUAAAUACUAAUAAGAUUGCGAUAUGUCCUACAGUGGAGGUCAACCUGGUGGGUACAAUCCCUAUACACCACCGCCUGGUGCCUUUCCACCACAAAACGCCCAAGUCUCUCCCCAGGCUCAGCAGUGGUUUAACAUGGUCGAUCGCGAUCGUUCAGGAAAAAUAAAUUCCAAUGAACUAAAAGCAGCUUUAGUAAAUGGUCGUGGAGAAAACUUUUCAGAUAGUGCCUGCAAGUUAAUGAUUAGUAUGUUCGAUAAAGAUGCGAGCGGUACUAUUGAUAUAUACGAAUUCGAAAAACUUUAUGAAUACAUAAAUCAGUGGCUGAUGGUAUUUAAAACUUACGAUAGGGACGGAAGCGGCCACAUUGAUGAGAACGAAUUAACCCAAGCCUUUACCCAAAUGGGAUUCCGUUUCACACCAGAAUUUAUAAACUUUCUGGUUAAAAAGAGUGAUCCAAGAGAGCAUAAGGAAGUUUCCGUGGAUCAAUUUAUCGUCCUUUGUGUGCAAAUUCAGCGCUUUACUGAGGCUUUUCGACAGCGCGACUCGCAGCAAAACGGUAUUAUAACGAUUGGUUUUGAAGAUUUCCUUAGUAUCGCUAUUGGAUGCUCAUAUUGAUUUUAAACAAGUACAAAUCCUGUAAAACGUUUAAUGCAUAUUCCGGAAAUAUUUGUCAUUCCGUUUAUUAAAUGUGCCCUUCAUCAAAUGAAAAGUAAAAAUGUAUUUAUGUGUAACAAAGAAAAUUGUAAAUGUUUUUAAAUCAAUCAUUUUUAAUAUAUGUAUACUUGCAAAUGAUGAUGCGCUUAAAUUGAAAA
This is a messenger RNA of Ceratitis capitata (Mediterranean fruit fly), 915 nucleotides long. It is a transcript of the gene Pef, whose product is annotated as peflin. Gene Ontology annotation, biological process: COPII vesicle coat assembly. Gene Ontology annotation, molecular function: calcium ion binding. The coding region runs from base 128 to 718 and encodes 196 amino acids. Lineage: Eukaryota; Metazoa; Arthropoda; Insecta; Diptera; Tephritidae. The record is from RefSeq and is a predicted model, not a curated record. The transcript has 4 exons.